Messenger RNA from Hydatigera taeniaeformis, 819 nucleotides. Lineage: Eukaryota; Metazoa; Platyhelminthes; Cestoda; Cyclophyllidea; Taeniidae. The record is from the annotation of a GenBank genome assembly.
AUGCAAAACCACUCAUCUGCCGCGUCUGCCUACAUUCGCCCAGGAACACCCGGCGAUGUGGUCAAUCUCUGUAUUGGCGGACGUCUGUUCAUUACACGGCGUGCAACGCUCUACCGCCUUCCGGACAGUCGCCUCUACAUGAUCGCGACACAAGGCGAGGAGGCUGCUCGGGCCGCCUCACAGAAACACGAAUACCGCUCCCAACUGUCCUCAGACAGUCAGUACACCGGUGAAUACACUGUUGGUGGUGCUACAUUACUUCCGAACCCUGUUGCUUCUUCCCUAUUUGGCAAUAAGGAGCUGAUAUCAGCCGCUGCUGUCUGCAAAAACCAACUCUACAAUACGUCGCCAACCGAGAGCCACUCCACCCGUUUGAUGGAUGGUAACCACUCAUAUCCUGGUCCUCUUUCACAGGACAAAACAGGCGUUGCUCCCCAGCCCGUGUACUUCUUCGAUCGAGAUCCUGAAAUCUUUCGAUUUGUACUGGACUAUUACCGCACUGGAGAACUACAUUUACCGACAAACAUUUGCGGCCCAUUUGUUAGAAAGGAGCUGAUUUUUUGGGGCAUUGACGAGUCUCUGAUUGACCCGUGUUGUAUGCCCGCCUACAUGCGGUACGAUGAGGAGAAGAGGACCAAGAAAACACUCUUUCGAGAUUGUUUUGAGGAUAUUGAUUCUAUGCAAAAUUUGGUCAAGUUUUCUCGUGGAUGGAAGAAAUGGCGCUACAGAAUGUGGCUUUUUAUGGAUCAUCCUACAUCUUCAUUCGCUGCUCAGGUAGGCUUCAGAUGUACAAAAAAUAACCUCAUACCAAAUGGCUAG